CAGCCCGACCUACCCCACCUCCCCACCGUACACCACCUCACCACCCUACCGACCAAUCGCCCCCACCACCCCAGCCUACCGCCCGACCAACCCAACUUCCCCACCAUACCGCCCAACCAACCCUACCUCCCCACCAUACCGCCCAACCAGCCCCACCUCCCCACCCUACAGGCCCUCGUACCCCGCCCCCCAAACAUCCACCACACCCCGGCCUCCCCGUCCUUCCUACCCUGUCCCGGGUACGUAUCCCAAGCAGGGCGACUCGGAGCCGAGUGCAGGGUUGUCGCCCUGGCCGCCUGUGCCGGGCGAGGAUGACCAGGACGGCCAGCCCGAAGAGGAGCAGGCCCAGGACGAGGAAGUCCUAGCGGGGGAGCCGCUGGCGCAGACCGCCGACUUGGCACAACGGCAACCCUUCAAGAUGCAAGAGUCUCCGGCAACCUCCACGGCAUCGACUACGACCUCCAGGACGACGAGCUUCCGUCCGCAGCAGAACGAUGACAAUAUCGAGUUCCCUGCCGAGGAAUCAGAACAACCGGUGGUACCGAACAGAAUUCAGGCAACCAGGCCGAGUACCACAAACCCGGAGACGACAACCACAGGCAAGAAGCCGACAACCACGACCAGGAAGCCAACAACCACGACCAGGAAGCCGACAACCACGACUCGGAAGCCGACAACCACGACCCGCAAGCCGACAACCACGACCAGAAAGCCGACGACCACGACCCGGAAACCGACAACCACCACCAGGAGGCCGACAACGACGCGGAGGCCAGCGCCUGCAACCGGAGGUCCUCAAAAAGGAGGUGGUUUACAGUGUUACACCAGCGAAUCCUCCACGGAUGUGUCGGGUUAUCAAGUGCCGGCUGCUGCUAUCUCCCUCCGCCGCGGUCCGUCAGGUUUUACAAAUGAGGGUGACGUUGACGUUCUGCCCGGCUCGUCGAGCGCCGCCACAGUCGCGCCUAGUCCGGACAUCGCCUCCUGCUCGGCGAACGAUGACUGCGGCGAGUGGACGACCAAUCGCUGGCGCAGAGAGAGGAGGGUGGCGCAGGAGGGCUUCCCGAUGGCGGUGGACGAGCAGGUGCGGGUGCGGCUGAGCACGGUACGCGCGGGCGAGCUGCUCGUCGGGCUGUGCGCCGAGCAGGACGCCGACCCCGCGGACGCGGGCUGUGCCGUGGUGGUCGCCGUCGGCACCGCCGCGGACUCGGCGGGGCUGCGGUUCGAGACCAGGACCACGUCGAGCAACGACAUCACGGACCCCGGGGCGCGGGUGGUCGCGAAGGCACCAUCGGGCGGCGUGACUCCUCUCCCCAGCGGCCGCAAGUACACCCUCGUGCUGCACCGCCGCACGGAGGACAAGCUGGACGUGUGGCUGGACGGGCGGCCCGUGGACAAGGUCAGCGUCGACCUGGGCCCCGGCAUGUCGUUCUUGAAGGCCUCGUCGCCGGCGGGGAUGGUCACCUUCGUCCAGGGUCAAGAGGUGGACGGCUACCACAUGGAGGUCGGUGAGCGCGUCAUCGUCCGCCUGAACGUGACCCGCGACGGCCUGCUCGACCUGGGGCUGUGCGGCGACCGGGCGUGCAGCGUGGUCCGCGUGACGGGCGCCGACGACAAGGGCGCGUUCGGCUACUCGACCAGGAUCACCAGCUCCAACAGCGUGACGGAGGAGCGCGGGCAGGCGCUGCAGCAGCCGUCGGGCCCAGACUCGUUCCCGCUGGGCAGCAGCCAGUCCUUCGUGGUGGCGCGCAAGUCCGAGUGGGCCAUGGACGUGUGGCUCGAGGGCGACCCCGAGCAGAAGGCGACCGUCCCGCUCGAGCCCGACCGACUCCGGCUAAAGGUCGACUCGGACGCGGGGCCCACGUCAUUCGUCAGAGGUACCGCGGCGGAUGGCUUCGUGAUGCAGCCGGGCAAGCGCGUCGUCGUGGAGGUGGGCGUGGACACGCCGGCCGGCGUCCUGGACGUCGGGCUGUGCGGCGCGACCGCCUGCGCCACGGUGCGCGUCCAGGGCGCCGACGACCGCGCCGGCCUCGGCUACACCACGCGCACCACGGCCUCCAACAGCGUCUCGGACGAGGACGCACCCCAGACCGAGGGCAGCGAGGUGAAGGGCUUCACUGCCGGUCGCAGCCUCCGCCUCAUGGUCCAGCACGCCCCUCCCGCCGGGGGUCGUCCGGCGCAGCUCCGGGUCUGGAUGGAAGGCGACGGCGAUGGCGACGGCGACGAUCAGAGGAUGGCCGUCGUGGACCUCGACGCGGACCAGGGCCGACGGCCGCGACUCAAGCUCGCGUCCUCGGUGGGACCCACCACCCUCGUUCAAGUGCUCACCGAGGGCCGCGAGCUGGCCGUCGGCGAGAUGGCGACCCUGGUGCUGACGGUGUCCAAGGAGGACGGCUGGCUGUGGCUGGGGCUGUGCAGCGCGGACGCGUGCAGCGCCAUGGGCGUCAUCGGCGCGGGCGAGGACAACCGCUUCAGCUUCACGUCCAGGAUCACGACGAGCAACAGCGUCGUCGGCGACGGCCCCGUCUGGCAGAGCUCGACGCGGGGGCCUCGCAAGUUCAUCUCCGGCCAGAGGCUGCGCUUCGUGGUCCACCGGCGCACGGCGGGGCUCAUGGACGUGUGGCUGGAGCCCGCCUCCUCCAGGAAGACCACCAUCCCGCUCGAGGAGGACCGCGUCGUCCUCAAGGUGGCCUCGGACGCGGGCUCCGUCGCCUACGAGGACGGAGGCGCGGGCGGCUACCAGCUCUCCGUGUCAGAGCAGGUGCGCGUGGAGGUGCGGCCGGUCCGCCCCCAAGGCUGGGUGUUCGUCGGGCUGUGCGGCUCCGCGACGUGCACCGUGCUGGGCGUGGGCGGUGCGACGGGCGGCCGACUCAACACGGCCACCAGGGUCUCCGCGGCAGGCAGCGUGCUGGCGCCCGGGCCCGUCAUCGAGGAGUCGCCGGGAGCCGACACCUUCGAGGUGGACGCGACGCUCACGCUCAUCCUGCACCGCAUGUCGGAGCGGCUGCUGUCGGUGCGCGUGGAAGGGGGCGCCGGCGGCCAGGCCGACCUGCAGCUGAGCCUGGAGCCGGACCACGACCGCCUGGACGUGGUGUCCGCCGUGGGCUCCACCCGGCUGCUCUCAGGGGUCGCUGUCGACGGCCACCUCAUGGCUGUGGACGAGAGGCUCCGCGUCCUGUUCAGAGCCUCCCGCCCGGACGGCUGGCUGGCCCUCGGCCUCUGCGACGAGACGUCCUGCAGCGCCGUGCGCAUCGUCGGCCUGCAGCCCUUGGCCUACACCACCAGGGUGACCCGCGGCACCAGCGUCGGCGACGUGCAGGGCGAGGUCCUCGAGGAGGUGCAGCCCGCGGGAGCGGCGGCCUCGCCCUUCGUCGCGGGCCGCAACUACACCCUGGUGGUGCACCGCGCGUCCACCAGUGCCCUGGACGUCUGGGUCGACGGCGACCCGGGCGCGAAAGUGUCCGUCCCGCUGGGGCCGGACAGGACCAUCUUCAAGGUCGACUCGAACGCGGGCUCCACCUUCCUCGACACGAGGGGCGCCGCGGACGGGUGGCCGAUGGCGCCCGGUGACGCGCUGUGGAUCUCGCUCGACGCCAACGAGGCCCAGGGCCGGCUGUACCUCGGCCUGUGCGGGGACACGUCCUGCAGCGUGGUCAGGGUGCGCGGCGUGGAGGACAACAAGAUGGGCUACACCACGGCCGUCAUCGACACCAACAGCGUGUCCGGCAGGGGCGACGACCUCGCCGAGCAAACGGGCCCGUUGGGCUUCACUCCGGGCAAGACGCACGUGUUCGUGGUGAGGCGGGCGCCCCGGUACGGGCGCGACGGCGGCAUCCUGGACGAGGUCCUGGAGGCGUGGCUCGAGGACGACCCGUACAACAAGGCCGUGGUGAAGCUCGCACCGGGCAACAACCGCUUCAAGGUCACCUCCACCGCCGGCCGCACCAUGUUCGUGAGAGGCCGCGAGUGGGUGAGCGAGGACGAGGCGUCCCCGCUGGUGAGCCCUGCGCUGUCGCCCGUGGCCGCCGGCGCCAAGGUGUGCCUGGAGAUGGAGUACCUGGCCACCAGGACGACGCGGCCGCUGACUCUAAGCGCCACCGGCAUCCUCGGCAGCGCCGCCGUCGGCACGCUGCCGCUCGACCGGGUUGCGUCCUGGCGCCGCAGGACGGUCCUGGCGUCGGUGCCGGAGCAGCAGGACGGCUGGACCCUGGAGGUGCGCGCCGCGCGCGGGCUGCGGCUGCGGAGGCUCGCGCGCUGCGAGCUCGGCCGGAGCGACUCCGUGGUGAUCGCCUCGCCGGCUGCUGGGGCGUCAUCGCGACGUCGACGGAACAGGAGGAACCGGAACCAGCGAUCCGGUCAGCAGCAGCGCCACCGCGGCUACCGACAGACGGGAUCCUGCGAGAACGGCGGCUUCCGCAACGCCAGCAUCAGUGAGGGGUGCGUGUGCCCGCCAGGGUUCGCCGGCGACUCCUGCGAAGCCGGUACGGUAUUCGUAAUGAACACUGUUUAAACAUUUUUCGGAUUUUCAAAAGGAAUUUUCUUGUGACCGGCCAGUGUUGUUUUUUUUAACAGAUGAUACCUUAAAUAGCUUUAGACUAAACAUAAAACAUACAGGGUGGUCCACAGACCCCUUCCUUUAUUUUGCUUAUACUGUACCGCAUGCAGGCGUGCGGGCGGGCUUGCCUAUCGUUGCUCACUACGGCGCCUUAUGGCCCCGUGCGAGUAUGCAACCCGGUCGCACGCCUGCAUCCGGUACAGUAUAAGCAAAAUAUAGGAAGGGGUCUGUGGACCACCCUGUAUACAUAUAAAACUUUAAGGUGUCAGCAGCUUGUACUCUCGAGAAGGGCAGAGAACCAAAGCGCAUGACGUCACCCAGAUG
This is a messenger RNA of Frankliniella occidentalis (western flower thrips), 4876 nucleotides long. RefSeq lists its product as uncharacterized. The coding region runs from base 419 to 4507 and encodes 1362 amino acids. The transcript is spliced from 21 exons. Lineage: Eukaryota; Metazoa; Arthropoda; Insecta; Thysanoptera; Thripidae. The record is from RefSeq and is a predicted model, not a curated record.